ACCGGCGGGGUAGGCGGCACCGGAGGCGAGGAGGGCGGCCCAAGGUCGGAGCCGGGGGUGUUUGGGCCAGGCCUGGAGCUGCCCGCAGAUGGAGUACGACUGGCUGGGCUUCGGCUACGCGGCGCUGGUGGCGGCGGGAGGAGUCGUCGGCUACGCCAAGGCAGGCAGCGUCCCUUCUCUAGCUGCUGGUCUUGUCUUUGGUGGCUUAGCAGGACUGGGCGCUUAUCAGCAGUCCAAAGAUCCAAAGAAUGUGUGGCUUUCCCUUGUGGCAUCUGGAACCUUGUCUGCUGUUAUGGGAAUGAGAUUUUACAACUCCAAAAAAGCAAUGCCUGGGAUAAUUGCUGGUGCCAGUUUACUGAUGGUUGGACGGCUUGGACUACAGAUGAUGGAAAAGCCUCUAAAGCCAUAAGCCUGCAUCAAGUCACUUGAAGAUCCGUGAUUGAGAAGCCUGAAAAUGCAACUGCAUAAAUUCGCUGCGCAAAAGUGGAAAAGGCACUGUCUGUUCAUUGUAUUUUUCAUAUCCUAAUGCAUAUAGGUUGUGUUUUUAACGGACUGGCAGUGAGAGCCCUUGUUAUGUCUUCCAAAAGAGUAUUUGUCUUAACAUUUUCUGCACUGUGAAGCAAGAAAAUACAAGUUUAGCACUAGUUUAGCUUCUUGUCCUGCAAAUUAGUUUUAGGCAAAGACCUCUUGGCACUCAGAUACAGAGAGUUGCAGGAUCAAAGCUUAAAUGUAGAUCUGGAAUUGUCAUUCUAAAAUUAUCUAUACCUCUGUAACAAUGAGAGGGAAGUUGCCAGCUUGUCACAAGUAAUUAAUAAUGCAGUUAACAUGCUUAUUAUGUUACUUGUCCCCUCCCUGACAGCUUAUCUGGUUAUGAGGUUUAUCAGUCUGGGACUUGGUUCUCUGAGCACUGAGCAUUAGAACCUGGUCCCACAAGACGUUAUCACGGAGCAGGCUGUCAAGGUGCUGCAGUAAUGCAAUAAAUGCAAACUUGUUACUUGCAAUUACUUCUUAGCAGUAGUGACCAGCUAAAUGUAACUCGCUUCACUUUUACAGAUAAUUAUUCAUUAAAAAAAUGUGCUUUAUUAGACAACGCAUAAUUGUAGGCAUAGCUCUUGCAUUUCCUUAUAACUAAAAUGUUAUUCUGAAUAAAGUAACAAAUGAUUAAUACAAACCUGUGUGUUCUACACAA
Molecule: messenger RNA, 1189 nt
Organism: Calypte anna (Anna's hummingbird)
Lineage: Eukaryota; Metazoa; Chordata; Aves; Apodiformes; Trochilidae
Product: transmembrane protein 14C
Exons: 4
Coding region: 89-409 (106 amino acids)
Biological process (GO): regulation of heme biosynthetic process
Cellular component (GO): mitochondrial membrane
Source: RefSeq, a predicted model, not a curated record